AAAUGUAUCCGUCAUGUUUACGUAUAUGUCUGACAUCCACGACACUCCUCCCAUCCGUUCUGUGAUUGGGCGCUCGCAAGGAUUCCUGGGUAGGGGACUUCAGUGGAGUCUGUGUCAAUGCGGGCUUCACCGAAGACCGCAUCGAGGGCACAAAGGAGGCGCUCGCGAGCAGACUUCUGAGCUCUAAAAAGACAAAUGGGAUACCUUACGGACUCGUAGACUUGGCGAGAACGCGCAAUUUAAGUCCACGAGACCGCAAGUGCGCCAUUUGGGACAGGGCCAAAGCGAAAGCUCCUUCCAAGCAAACUUCUGUUCUCGGCUGCCACGUCACUUGAUGACGUGCAGCCGAGAUUUAUACCUGCCCAGGAAGCGUCCUUGCGUUUGAGAAACACCCUCUAUAUCCAGCAGGGCAAGAAGAAGUCGAGAGGAACAGUGGGGCACGCUUCCAAACAAACGCCUACAGAUACACAGAGAUGGACUUCGCCUUAUAUGUUCAGCAUUUCUGCUUCAUGACUGUUUAGUGAAUUGUCAUCUGGACGGGAUAUAAACCGUAUUUAAAAAACGUGUUCACGGUAAUAUGGCCAAACUUUCGCCACGCAGGGUUUUAACGUACCUUGCUGUGGCUGGAUUAAGUACAGUUUUGGCUAUCCUGGUUUUAAACAACAUAUAUUUGCCAUAUCACAAAAACUGGACUCCUAUAUCUAAAGAGCUUUAUGAUGUGAUAUCACCAUCUUCAUACAGAUACAUUCUCAACCAGCCGGACCUCUGUGAGAAGAAGAGACCUUACCUGGUUCUUAUGAUCCCCGUGACUCUGAGAGAAACAGAGGCGAGAACUGCCAUUAGAAAGACGUGGGGUCAUGAGAGCUUGACUUCUGGUGUGACUAUUUUGAGUUUUUUUGUCUUAGGACAGCCCGUACAAAACAACCCAACACUUCAGCUGCAGCUGGAAAGGGAGAGCAAGGAAUAUUGGGACAUCAUUCAAAUGGAUUUUGUGGACACCUACCAGAAUCUCACUAUCAAGACGAUUAUGAUCAUGAACUGGAUAGCCAAAUACUGCCAGCGUGCCCAGUAUGCCAUGAAAAUUGAUGCAGAUACUUUUCUCAACGUGCCUUACCUUGUGAACUACCUGCAUGCAAAGGGAGAGUCCUCUAGAGAGAAUUACAUCACAGGAUCAGUCAUCAGAGAUGGUCAUCCUAAAAGAAACAGCCUCAGCAAAUGGUUUCUCUCAGAGGAUAUUUACCCAGACACUUCAUAUCCUACUUAUGUGUCUGGAGCAGCUUAUGUCUUUUCUACUGAUCUGGCCUUAAAAAUAUAUUUGGCUUCUAGGUUUGUUCAGCCAGUUCCACUUGAAGAUGUCUAUGUGGGGUUAUGCCUGCGUGUACUCGGUGUAAAACCAGUUUAUUCCACGCGCUUUCUUAGACUCAGGAAUCUUUUUGAAGUGCGUAAACUAAAGUAUGACAGGUGCACUUUUGACAGCCGCAUUACAGUGAAUGGCUUUAAACCACAGUACCUGCUUAAAAUUUGGUAUGACUUUCAGAAAGCUCGUUUUACAUGUUAGUACUGUUUAAUCAACUUUUUUAUGAAAGCUUCUUUUUUGAGCUCUUAUAACUCGCAUCAAUCAGGUCCUUUACUUUAUUUUCUCAAUCCUGCAUGUUUAGAAACCAAACGCAAAACGUCAGACGCGCAAACAAAACUUGAAAAACUUUUCCAGGCCAAAAGACUGAAGAAAUAUAUUUUGACCAGCAAAUUGUGGCUGGUGUGACAGUUUUUUUUAAAUUGAAGCAAAUACUGUCUUUUUUCUUGUCAGAGUGUGCCAGAAUGCAUAAUUUACAUCAAAAAUUUUUACACAAAAAAUCUUAGAGCAUGCCCCCAGACCCAUCGCACCAAACAACACCCCCACCCCGGUAUGGCUGUCACCAUUUUCACCUCUUUCGAGUUUGCAGGUCUUGUUUAUACAGUACUAGAUUAUUUGUACCAUGUCUUUUAGUACAUGCAGCACUUAAGUAAUUUAUCACAGCAUUUAUUUUAUCACCAUCACAGAUGUUGCUGCAAUAUGUGUGAGUUACUGUGGGACCUGGAGUAUUUUGGGAAGUUUGGGGUGAUGUGCACACCCAGAAAUUUGAAAUGGGAAUGACUUCAGAACAUUUUGUGAUCUUUUUAUGCUUUAUUAUGGUGCUUUUUUGACAUUACUGAUACUGAAUGUACUUUUGAGGUUACUGUAAAGUUGAGAUUUAUUUUUUUAAACGCUUAUUGUUUGUGCCUUAAGCCCCUUUUUUAGUCUCAUGUGGUGCUUUAUAAUGAUAACGCAAUUCUUUGUGUUCUUUUUUUACAAAACAUGCUUAGUGCACACAUUCUGUACUACAGCUCGUGUGAACGUACACUUUCACGUGAAAUUACAUUUAUUAACUUGUAUUUAAAGUGCGAUGUAUGAUAUGUGUUUGCUAAUAAAAUAUUUGUAGAUUACAAAUUGAGCUGUUUGUUUAAAGGGAUUCUCCACCCAAAAAUGAAAAAUAUGUCAUGAAUUACUCUCCCCAAGUUGUUCCAAGCCUGUAU
Messenger RNA from Triplophysa rosa, 2553 nucleotides. RefSeq names its product beta-1,3-galactosyltransferase 8 (gene b3galt8). The record is from RefSeq and is a predicted model, not a curated record. Gene Ontology annotation, molecular function: N-acetyl-beta-D-glucosaminide beta-(1,3)-galactosyltransferase activity. The transcript has a single exon. Gene Ontology annotation, cellular component: membrane. NCBI's taxonomy places the organism in Eukaryota, Metazoa, Chordata, Actinopteri, Cypriniformes, Nemacheilidae. The coding region runs from base 578 to 1558 and encodes 326 amino acids.